This is a messenger RNA of Achroia grisella, 9083 nucleotides long. It is a transcript of the gene mask, whose product is annotated as ankyrin repeat domain-containing protein 17. The record is from RefSeq and is a predicted model, not a curated record. NCBI's taxonomy places the organism in Eukaryota, Metazoa, Arthropoda, Insecta, Lepidoptera, Pyralidae. Gene Ontology annotation, molecular function: protein binding; RNA binding. Gene Ontology annotation, cellular component: cytoplasm. Gene Ontology annotation, biological process: innate immune response.
AUUGGAUAGGAUAGCCUACUUGAAGCAUCCGGGACAGGAACUCGCCAUCCAUAGUAGUAGACAUGGCGGGCCACAAUCUGGCUAAAUGACGAAAUAAAUCUUGUUUGCUAAUAUAAAAACGUGUUAAUUUCGUAGUAGAAGUGUUGAUACUAAGAGACUAGUUAAGUUUUAUUGGAUUAGGACAAAAAUGCAGAAUGUUGGACAGUCUGAAAACCGAAAUAUCGAUAAGGUGAAUGUGCAACUUGAUUUGGUAAAAUCGUCCACUCCUCAGAGUUCGGCUUCGAGUCCGGCCAAAUCUGAAACCGAAACUUAUUCAGGAAUACCUGCCAAAUACAUGACGGACUCAUCGGAAAGCGAGGAUGAUUCUGUAUCCGAGAUUUUGCUGGCUUGUUUGUGCCUAAGCAGGCCAGACCUGUUGGCGGAAAUGGAAGAAGAAGGUGGUGCUGCAGAGUCAUCCAAGUUCCUAUUGUCUCAUGAUGAUCCUGAGAGAGCCGUUGAUCCUGAAAUGCAGGCGAGACUGGAAGCCCUCUUGGAAGCAGCCGGCAUUGGCAAGCUAUCCGGCGAAGGCAAACACCUGGCAGAUCCUGAGGUGCUCCGGCGGCUGACGUCAUCCGUGUCGAACGCGCUCGACGAGGCGGCCGCGGCGCUGACCCGCAUGCGCAGCGAACAACCACCCUCGCACCACAGGCACCACCAUCAAGACAAGCCUACGCAAUGCGGAUCGACGGCAACGGGCACGACACCGACAGUGGCGUCUACAGUGGGCGCAGACGGUGCGCCGUCCUUAGCCGAGGCGUGCUCCGACGGAGAUGUGGGCACAGUGCGGAAACUCCUCACGGAAGGGCGCUCUGUUCACGAGACAACGGAGGAGGGCGAGUCGUUGCUCUCAUUGGCCUGCUCCGCGGGAUAUUACGAACUAGCUCAAGUGCUGCUAGCUAUGCAUGCAAGCGUCGAAGACCGCGGCAUAAAGGGCGACUGCACACCCCUGAUGGAGGCUGCGAGCGCCGGUCACGUGGAUAUCGUCCGGUUACUGAUCGCUCACGGCGCGGAUGUGAACGCCGUGUCCGGGUCCGGGAACACGCCGCUGAUGUACGCCUGCGCCGGCGGACACGAGGAGUGCGUGCGCGCGCUGCUCGAGAACGGCGCCAACGUCGAGGACCACAACGAGAACGGACACACGCCGCUCAUGGAGGCCGCAUCCGCGGGACACGUGGGCGUGGCGAAAAUCCUCCUCGAGCACGGCGCGGGCAUCAACACCCACUCAAACGAGUUCAAGGAGUCGGCGCUGACGCUGGCGUGCUAUAAAGGCCACCUGGACAUGGUGCGGUUCCUGCUGGCGGCGGGCGCUGACCGAGAACACAAGACGGAUGAGAUGCACACGGCGCUCAUGGAAGCCAGCAUGGAUGGACACGUGGAGGUCGCGAGGCUGCUACUCGACUCUGGUGCUCAAGUGAACAUGCCGACGGACAGCUUCGAGUCGCCGCUGACGCUGGCGGCGUGCGGCGGCCACGUGGACCUGGCGCUGCUGCUGCUCGAGCGCGGCGCCAACAUCGAGGAGGUCAACGACGAGGGCUACACGCCGCUCAUGGAGGCCGCCAGAGAAGGUCACGAAGAGAUGGUGGCGCUACUGCUAGUGCAAGGAGCGUCAAUUAAUGCUCAGACUGACGAGACCCAGGAGACAGCGUUGACGUUAGCAUGCUGCGGUGGUUUCCUUGAGGUGGCUGGCUUCCUCAUCAAGUCAGGUGCUGAUGUUGAACUCGGCGCGUCCACUCCUCUCAUGGAAGCAUCCCAAGAAGGUCACCUCGAACUCGUACGGUUCCUGCUGAACAACGGCGCGGACGUACACGCGCAAACGCAGACGGGCGACACCGCGCUCACGUACGCCUGCGAGAACGGACACACGGACGUCGCCGACCUGCUGCUGCGGGCCGCCGCGCUCCUCGAGCACGAGAGCUCAGUCGGCGGACGCACGCCGCUCAUGAAGGCCUGCCGCGCCGGACACGUGUGCACCGUGCAGUUCCUCGUCGGCAAGGGUGCAGACGUGAACCGUAUGACCGCCAACGGUGAUCACACGCCGCUGUCACUGGCUUGCGCGGGAGGGCAUGCUGACGUGGUCAAGUUCUUACUGGCCUGUGAUGCUGACCCUUUCCGCAAGCUUAAAGACAAUUCCACCACCCUCAUCGAAGCAGCCAAGGGUGGUCACACCGCUGUAGUCCAAUUGUUACUCGACUAUCCUCACUCCGUGAUGUUGCCCAGAGGUAACGGCGGCGGUGCGGAAGAGAGCGGCGGACUGAGUGCGGCGCAGGCGGCGGCGUUGGGGCUCAGCCACGCGCCCGCGCCCGGCGCACAGGCACGCGCCCUGCUGCCCGCGCACCCCCACCCCGCGCACCCCGCGCACCCGCCGCACCCCGCCGCCGCGCACCCCCCGCACGCCCCGCCGCCAGCCGCGCCCGCGCCCGCACCCGCCCCCGCGCCCGCGCCCGCACCCGCGCCCGCGCCCGCCUCCGCGCCGCAGAAGGCGCCCCUCGACCUCCCGUCUAACUUCGCCAAGGUCUACCACGACGUGCGCAAGAAGUUAACGACGAACAACGGCGGGGCGAGUGCCAAUACGGGCGAUGCGAACAGCGCGGCGGCGGCGACUCGUGGCAGCGCGGGCCCCGCAACCGGCGGCAACGGCAGCGGCAACAGUAGCGGAAGCGGAAACGGAAGCGGGGGCGAACCGGACGCGAGCUACAUCGCGGGGAUGAUCGCGAGCGCGAUGGCAGUGGGAGCGACCACCCGUGAUACCAAGCACAAGUGUCCUCGUAAGCAGCGAGCGCCCGCGCCCGCAGACCACCACUUGCCUCCGCCGCCUGAUAUACUCGACGACCAGAUGUCCCAUGGGAGCAUGGCUAAGUUAUCUCUCCCGCCAGGAUUCACGUGGAAAGAUGUUAACAAGAGAAAGAAAAAUAAUAAAAAAUGCAAUGUUGAGAACGACUUCAUUGAAAGAGUGGAGGCACUCGUGAGCCUUCGAAACGAAGCAUUACCAGAGACUGAAAGAAACCUACUCGAAUUGGCCGAUACCUCAGGUCCGCCGACGCUGGCCACGUCGGCUCUACACGCGCUCGACCUACAGUUCUGCGCGCAAGGCGUAACGACGACCAUCCACCCUCCUUCGACCCCACCCUACCCUCCACCGCAGCAGUUAUUCCCUGUGCAGCAGCUUGCAAGCAAUUUAAAUCAGCACCAACUUCAAGAGCUACAACAACAGCAGUACCAACAACUAGCUGUACAGCAACAGCAACAACAGAAGAAGCAACAACAACAGGCGGUGCAGUACGCACCAGAAAUGCAACAGAGGCCCGAAGCAUUUGUUCCGCAGGGCGGCGGCGUGGGCGUGGGCGUGGUGGACGAGUCGAUGUUCACGGGCGCGGCGGAGGCCCGCGAGCUGAGCGCGGUGCUGGCCUACCUGCAGCGGGAGGUGCCCUCGCUGGUCGCGCUGCCGCCCAACGAGCUGCGCUCACUCGUGCUGCAGGUGAUGCAACAGAAAUCCCACGAAAUUCUAUCAAUGAAGUGCGAUCAAGGUUCAUGUGACAUGGACUGUUGUGAGGACCUCGAGGAAAGACAGGCGCGGCGCCGCAUGGCAUCCGCCGAGCCAGCGCUUACCACGGACUGGUCUCCGCGACAGGACCAUCACCAUCAUCUUCAUCACCACCACCACAUGGAUCUAACGGUUCCCAGUGCUUGCCAGUACCGCGUGAGGCCGACGUCGCCGGGCGCGGCCCCGGCGGCGGCGGGCCCCGCGGGCCCCGCGGCGGUCGUUGACCCCGGCGCGGGCCCGCACGCGCGCCCCGACGACCAACAGCCCACGCCUGACUUGCAGCCGUUUGCGUUGCCACCGCCGGGUGCCACCAUACCUUUCGAAGACUACAGGACGGGGGGUCCACUGCCGCAGCCGCCUGCGCCGGCGUUGGUGCCGCAGCCGCAAUACAAGCGCGACCAGCACCACCACGCCGCCACCACCACCACCACCACCGCCACCAAGAAAAAGGGCCGGUUCGCGGGCACGGGGCGCACGGCGCGGGGCGCGGCGGCGGCGGCGGCGGCCGCGCCCGACUCGGGCCCCGGCACGCCCGUGGCGCCCGCGCCCGCCGCCUACUCCGCCAUGGACGUGGACGGCGAGACCGACUCCAACCACGACACCGCGCUCACGCUCGCCUGCGCCGGCGGACACGAGGACCUCGUCGAGCUGCUGCUCUCGCGCGGCGCCGACAUCGAGCACAGGGACAAGAAGGGUUUCACCCCGCUAAUAUUAGCGGCGACGGCGGGCCACGAGAAGAUAGUCGAGAUCCUCCUGAACCACGGCGCGGACAUCGAGGCGCAGUCGGAGCGGACCAAGGACACGCCGCUGUCGCUGGCCUGCAGCGGCGGACGGUACGAGGUGGUCGAGCUCAUCCUCAGCCGCGGAGCCAACAAGGAGCACCGCAACGUCUCCGACUACACGCCGCUCUCGCUCGCCGCGUCCGGCGGCUACGUCAACAUCAUCAGGCUGCUGCUACACCACCAGGCUGAAAUAAACUCCCGUACUGGAUCCAAACUCGGCAUCUCUCCGCUGAUGUUGGCCGCCAUGAACGGGCACACCGCCGCAGUGAGGUUGCUGCUCGACUGCGGCUCCGAUAUCAACGCGCAGAUAGAAACCAACAGGAACACAGCACUCACACUCGCAUGUUUCCAAGGUCGGCACGAGGUGGUGAGCCUGCUGCUGGACCGGAAGGCGAACGUGGAGCACCGCGCCAAGACCGGCCUCACGCCGCUGAUGGAGGCGGCCAGCGGCGGCUACGUGGAGGUCGGCCGCGUGCUGCUCGACAAGGGCGCAGACGUCAACGCGCCGCCCGUGCCCUCCUCCCGGGACACCGCGCUCACCAUCGCCGCCGACAAGGGACACAUCAAGUUCGUCGAGCUGCUGCUCUUCAGGCGAGCAGCGGUAGAAGUAAAAAACAAGAAAGGCAACUCUCCACUAUGGUUGGCCGCAAACGGCGGACAUCUGGCUGUCGUCGAAAUGUUGUACGCCGCCGGUGCAGACAUAGACUCACAAGACAAUAGAAAGGUUUCAUGCUUAAUGGCCGCUUUCCGGAAAGGUCACACUAAAGUGGUCAAAUGGAUGGUCGGUGUAGUUACGCAGUUUCCAUCUGAUCAGGAAAUGACAAGGUACAUUUGCACGAUAUCGGACAAGGAGCUGCUGGAGAAGUGUCAGGAGUGCGUGCGCGUGAUCCGAGCGGCCAAGGAGACGCAGGCCGCGCGCGCCAACCAGAACGCCACCAUACUCCUCGAGGAACUCGACGCAGAGCGCUGCCGCGAGGAGACGCGCCGCCUCGCCGCCGCCAGGCGACGCGAGCGCAAGAAGAAGAAGAAGAUGGAGAAGAAGGUCUCGCGGCUCCACACAGAGGAGGAAAGACGCAAGUUACAAGAGGAGAACGACAAGAACUCGAUGUACUGCGAGAAAGCGUUAGGCGAAUGCUCGGAGGGCGGCGAGCCGGACGACGAGCCCGCCGCUAAGGAGGAGGGAGACUCCGGCAUCGAUGCCAACUCGCAGGGCUCCUGUUCAUCUUCUGAUGUGAAAGCACCGCCAUCGCAGAGCGUCAAGAAUAAAAAGAAAAAGAAAGAAGAAAAGACACCACCGCCUGCGCAGCUACCCCCCAAGAAACAACCAGACAAAAAUAAACAGAAGCUGGAGACGAAACCGGAAAAAGAGGCUAAGGUGGACCGGAAGCAGGAGAAGGAGAACGUGGCGCCGGCCUCCCCGCCCGCCGCGCCCGCCCGACCCCCCGCGGCCGCCACCGCGCCGCCCGCACCCGACCGCCGCCAGGCAGACAAGAAACAUGACAAAAAACUUGAAGAGGAUAACACUAAGAUCAUAAAAGUUUAUGGCAACGGAAUUAGUUUACCGCGCUUGAUGCAAUCUCGGCCAAUUUGGUCGAAAAACGAAGUUGACACAUCCGACAAAAUUAAAAAGACACACAACAGCUAUCAAUGGGAGAUUGAAGGCAAAAGCACCUCGCCAAAAGGUGGCUGCGUGGGCGGCAGACGUGAGGAGGGAUGGAAGGAAGUUGUACGCAAAUCCAGCGUACAGACACUAUCUACAGUGGAGCCAGGUUGCAAGAAAGUAUCGGUGGCGUCCCACGCUAUAUCGCGCGUGAUAGGCCGCGCUGGCAGCAACAUCAACGCCAUCCGCUCGGCAACCGGCGCACACAUCGAGGUCGACAAGCAGAGCAAGGGCCAGGGCGAACGGAUCAUCACCAUCAAGGGCUCCGCGGAGGCCACGAAGCAGGCGGGCGCGCUGAUCGCGGCCAUGAUCCGCGACCCGGAGGCCGACCUGGCGCAGCUGCUGCCGCGGGCUGCUGCCGCCAAGCCGCCGCCUCCACCGCAGCCGCUGCAGCCCAAGGCGCCCAAGCAGCCGCCGGCCAAGCAGGGUACGAGCGGCAACAGCGGUGGACGCGCUACUACGGCGGCGACUCGUACGACGGCUGCGAGCAAGCACGGCGCUUCGCCCGCCCCCGCACCCCCCGCACCAGCGCCCCCCGCACUUCUGGCCACCCCUGCGAGGCCCGCCUCCCGCUUGCACUCGCAAGUGUCGACUGGCGACAAGCGGUCGGCGGCUUCUAGUCCGGCGGGUAACAGUGGAGGUAGUGGAGCGGGCGGUGGCGCGGUGAAGUCGUCGCUGUCGUACACGGGCGCCAUCGUGUGCGGUCGCGCACACACUUUCGCCGCCAAGCUGACGGCGGCCACUGCCGCCACCCCCGUCCACGACAAGCCCAGACCUGCGCCCCAGCUGAGUGCCCCAAGUCCGGCACCGACAGCGGGCGCGAGCGUGUCUCCGCUGCGUGGUGCCCGCGAGCCGUCCCCGGCGCCGGUGUCCGGCGCGGCCGCCGGCCCGGCCCCCGGCCCGGCGACCGGUCCGGCCGCGCUGCCCCCGGGUGCUGCUCCCGACGACGACCUGCGUCCGCACGCAGACUGCACGCUGCAGCUAAGUCCUGAUAAUACAAAUGCUUGGAGUUCGAAUGAAGAUAGCGCGCCCAAUCCUACCUCGGCGCUGCAUAUUAAUACCACGCCCCAGCCUAGCGGUGGUGGAGCCGGAGGCGGAAGCGGUAGCGGCGGCGGUGCGCAGGAGUACUCUCUGUUCAAGGACCUGUCGGUGGGCGCGGCCGGCGCGGGCAUGUGGGGCGGCGCCCCGCCCGCACCGGAGCCCCACCACAACGUGGACCUGCCGCCGCCGCAGGGUGUUGGGUUGCGUGGCGCGCAGGUGGACGCGAGCAAGGCGCCCGGGUACCGCGGGGCCGGGGCCGGGGCCGGGGCCGGGGGCGGGGCCGGGGCCGGGGGCGCGGGCCCCGCGGGCGGGUGCUCGCCGUGCUCGCGCACGUCGUCGCACGGCAGCACGCCCCCGCCCGCGUACGCGCCGCCGCCGCACGCCGCGCACCAGUACCACCACCAGGUGCCCAUAGGCAACAAUGUCAACACGAUGGAUAUGAGUGGAUUAUCCCGGAAUGGACCCGUCUAUCAGGACAACUCACGGAAUGGACAUAAUAUAAUGGUAUCUAUGUCGAGCGGUGUGAACAUGAGUACCACGUCAUUGGGGCUCGGUUAUGUGGGAAACGUGGGAAGCGUGGGCAACGUGGGCAGCGUGGGAAGCGUGGGAGUGGAGGCGGUCUCGCGCCUCAACCCGCGUGCACCCGACUUCUCGCAGCGGCAUCCGCUGCUGCAGCACAAACAUAACCCGCAGGCCCAGAUGUUCACUACAAAUGCAACCACUGCCGGCAACCUGAGCGCGCUGAUGCUGUCAUACCAACAACAGCAGCCGACCGCCAAAACGAUCCAGCACGCGCAGACACCACAACAUCCUUACCAAUUCCUACUGGAGCGCGGUAUGGGCGUGGGCGGCACCGGCGGCAGCGGCGGCGGGUGGGGCGAGGAAGAAGAACGCAAGCCGCGCCCCAUCGGAACAGAGCGCGCCUGGAAACUCACCGGCGGCGACGACUGGCCGCACCUGCACCACCCCUACCACGGGCCCCUGCCCGACCACGACCGGUACCAGGGAGUGAGCGGCAUGAGCGGCGUGGGCGUGGGCCACGGCCUGGAGGGCGCGUACGGCGCGGUGGGCGCGGUGGGCGCGGUGGGCGCGGGCGGCGCGGGCGGCGCCACGGCGGCGGCGCUGUCGCUGAUGUCGCAGGCGCUGCCGCUGCAGUACGUGCCGGCGCCCGCGCCCGCGCCCGACCCGCACCACCACCACUGGGACCAGCCGCACCACCACCCCGACAAGCAGACUUGGAGCAAAUGGACUCACUAGAGGCCGACCCGGCACUGACGAUACUGCCUUAGUAACGCGCGCGACGCCCGUCGACUGCGCGCCUCAACUAUCCGACGAGGAUUAUAUAUAAUUGUAACCCUUGGAAACGGUGUAGAUAUUAGUGAGAAAGAAUUAUAUUAUAAAGAUUAUCUAUAUACAUAAUAGAAAAAAUGUCCUAUCGAGAUGAAAACUACUUAUACUGUACGAACGACUGAAGUGAGCAUUAAACGAUUCAUUAUAAUGAAACUCGUGAGGGGAGUCGGUUGUAGUUUUAUUUGUUGCUGCCGCUCGCCGACUCGACACGAUUAGAUAAAUUAUAGUAGUUAGUGAGCGUUCGUUUUCAUCUGAUGUAGAUAUACGUACGGUGUAAUAGUAGGUAGCUUGGAAUGUAAUUCCGAAGUGCCGCUCGUGUGUUUUGCGUUGCCUUUAGCGCACUGCGCCCCGCCGCCGUUAUAAAUAUUUUACACUAUAUUAUGGCAUAAUACGAUAUUAAUUUCUAUAAUUGAUAUGAUUGUAUGCUCGCAACUGAAACGGAAUUACUAUAAACGUGUAUUAAUAAAUUUGCUUGUACAUGAAGAUUAAAUAUCAUAUAUUGAUGCACUGUAUUCACUGGUGUUUUUAAUACCACCUGUUUUUUUUUUCAAUAAUUCUUUUUUUUUAAUAGGUUUAUUUGGGUAAUGUUUAUAUUUAUAAGUAAAUUAUUAUUGAGAACUUUGUCUCGAAUAUUAAAAGCAGCAUAUGCGGUAAGUUCUAGGCAAAUAAA